UAUAAUUUAUUACUAUUAACCAAAAAAAAAAAAAGCUACCACUAUAAAUAUAAACACAUGAUAAUUAACCCAAUUAAGAUUAAAUGUAUUCUCAUUUGAAAAUAAUAAUAAUAUAGCAAAAGCUAUAAUAAUAACAUUACAAUGGAAGUAGUAGAGCAAAUCCUCCACAUGAAUGGUGGUGUUGGCCAAACUAGCUACGCAACCAACUCCUCUCUUCAAAGAGAGGUGAUAUCAAAUACGAGACCAACACUAGAUGAAAGUAUUACAAUUUAUUGUAAUAAAGUGUUGCCAAAGUGUUUGCGAAUAGCAGACUUGGGUUGUUCCUCAGGCCCCAACACACUCACUGCAGUCUCCAACAUUUUUGACAUCAUUGAAGCCUCUUGCCAAUCCUUGAACAUCAACUCACCAACUUUCCAAGUUUUCCUUAAUGAUCUUCUUGGGAACGAUUUCAAUGUCGUCUUCCGAUCUUUAUCGAGCUUCUAUGAAAAGCUUAAGAAAGAAAAAGGUGACAAGUUUGGGCCAUGCUUUAUCACAGCUAUGCCAGGGAGUUUCUAUGGAAGGCUUUUUCCGAACAAUUCCAUGCAUGUUGUUCACUCUUCUUCCAGUUUGCAUUGGUUGUCCAAGGUUCCAAAAGGGUUAGUUGAUGAUCAAACUGGAGAAGCACAUAACAAAGGAAACAUUUACAUUACGAAGACAAGUCUUGCUGUGGUGUUCAAAUCAUAUUUGGAUCAAUUUCAAAAGGAUUUCACAAAUUUCUUAAGAUAUCGUUCAGAGGAAAUGGUGAGUGGUGGUAUCAUGAUAUUAACAUUCCUUGGAAGUAUUCAAAGUAAUUCUCCUAAGAGUAUUUAUGAAAUACUGGGAAGGACACUGAAUGACAUGGUCAAAGAGAAUAUAAUUGAAGCAAAAUGCCUGGAUGAUUACAACGUGCCAUUAUAUUUUCCAAGUGCAAGAGAAGUGAAAAGUUUGAUUGAAAAAGAAGGAUCUUUCUGUAUACAGAAGCUUAAUACUUUCGAAAUAGCUUGGGAUGCAGGCUUCACUACUAUUAAUAAUAAUGAAAAACACAAAAGUGGGAAAUAUGUUUCUGAUUACAUAAGAGCAGUUAUGGAGCCUAUUUUGGUGAAACAAUUUGGAGAAACUAUAAUGGAUGAAUUAUUUGAUAGGUUUGCUAAUAAGGUCAAUGAGUCUAUGGCCAAUGAAAAAUGGAACCAUGUGAACUUGGUCAUAUCCUUGAUAAAGAAUUAGUAGUGAUGCUUAGCCCUAGAAUUAUUAAUCUAGCUUCAUUUUGGAGAACUUUGUUACUUCAAGAAUAAAUAGUUGGAUGUACUUUUUUUUUCUAGUAUUAUUGCUUAUUAAUAAAUUAGUUACUUGCAGUUA
Messenger RNA from Cannabis sativa, 1374 nucleotides. Its product is annotated as probable caffeine synthase MTL2. Gene Ontology annotation, molecular function: S-adenosylmethionine-dependent methyltransferase activity. The record is from RefSeq and is a predicted model, not a curated record. The coding region runs from base 142 to 1242 and encodes 366 amino acids. Gene Ontology annotation, biological process: methylation. The transcript has 4 exons. Lineage: Eukaryota; Viridiplantae; Streptophyta; Magnoliopsida; Rosales; Cannabaceae.